AUGCAACUUCCAUGCCUCCAUCAAACUCCUGGAGGCCUGGAGAAGGCAGUAAACCCUCAGUUAUCAUUCCUGGCUAAGGGGACUCUUCAGGAAGUGCAGCUUGCUGUGUUUGUUGCUGAACCUCAGCAUUUGGAAACAAUUGAUGUGCCGCACCUGUAUACACCUGGGAGUACACUAACUCACCUGGGCACGCUGCAAGGGAGAACAGAACUGCGCGCUGCUGAAUGGGACAGGGUGGAGCAGAGUUUCUCCUCAGUGGCCAGGAUCACCCGCGACUCAGUGAGACAGUACCUGCAGUUUCACCCAGACCAGACCGUGCGCAUACUCCAUGCCAAGGUGGCCCAGAAGUCAUACGGCAAUGAGAAACGAUUCUUCUGCCCCCCGCCGUGUGUUUACCUCAGCGGAUCGGGCUGGAAACUCAAACAGGAGCAUCUGAAAGCCACUGGACUCCAGGAGGCCAGCUGUCGGCUCUGCGGAUAUAUGAGCCUGGACAGCACGGAGGGGACCCGUGCGGACACCUUCAAGCUAAACUUUGAGGAGCAGUCUGAUACCAGGAUGUUUGCCUGUGCUAAGACCCUGUACAUAUCGGACACGGACAAACGGAAACACUUCCGCCUGGUCCUGAAGCUCUUCUUCAGCAACGGCCAGGAGGUGGGCUCCUUCUACAGCAGGCUGAUCAAAGUCAUCUCCAAGCCGUCGCAGAAGAGACAGUCCAUGAAGAAUGCUGACUUGUGCAUUUCCUCAGGAUCUCGUGUGUCCCUGUUCAACCGGCUGCGCUCUCAGACGGUCAGCACACGCUACCUGGCCGUGGAGGACGGCGCGUUUGUGGCCAGCGCCAGACAGUGGACCGCCUUCACCAUCACUUUAGUGGGAGACGAGUCGUCGGAGCAUGGGGAGUAUUCGGUGUGCGAGGGCUAUAUCUGCUAUGGCUCUGUGGUGCAGCUAGUCUGCACGGACUCUGGAGUGGCUCUACCUCCAAUGGUCAUUCGGAAGGUCAAUAAGCAGCAUGCCAUUCUGGAUGUGGACGAGCCCGUGUCUCAGCUGCACAAGUGUGCGUUCCAGUUCAAGGACAACAACCAGAUGUACUUGUGUCUCUCCAAUGAGAAAAUCAUCCAGUUCCAGGCUUCUCCAUGUCCGAAAGAGCGGAGUAAAGAGUUAUUAAACGACGGCUCCUGCUGGACCAUCAUCGGGACGGAGACGGUGGAGUACACCUUCAGUGAGAGUCUCACCUGUAGCCAGGGCUCCAUCAGCCCUGUACCUGUCAUCACGGCACUGGAGUUGAAUGGGGGUGGCCAUGUAGCCAUGCUGGAGUUGCACGGUGAAAGCUUUGGCCCUCACCUAAAGGUUUGGUUUGGAGAUGUGGAGGCAGAGACAAUGUUCAGGAGCCCCAAGUCCAUGUUGUGCGUGGUGCCCGACGUGUCCGUGUUCAGCGGGGAGUGGCGCUGGCUCCGGCGCCCCAUCACCGUGCCGCUGUCCCUGCUGCGCCUGGACGGCCUGAUCUACCGCAGCCCCUUCUCCUUCACCUACACCCCCGAGCACAGCGCCCCGCCUCCCCCCCGCCGGCCCGGCGCCGAGCACACCGCCGACUCCGACUCGCUCAUCGACACCAUCCACCAGGAGUUCACCCGCACCAACUUCCACCUGUUCAUGCAGAGCUAGUGGAGCGCCACGCAGAGACAUCUCAUCUGGCUAGGAGUAGUGUGUGUGACGCUUUGAGUGUGUGUGUGUGACGCUUUGAGUGUGUGUGUGUGAUGCUUUGAGUGUGUGU
Molecule: messenger RNA, 1768 nt
Organism: Sardina pilchardus (European sardine)
Lineage: Eukaryota; Metazoa; Chordata; Actinopteri; Clupeiformes; Clupeidae
Gene: rbpjl
Product: recombination signal binding protein for immunoglobulin kappa J region-like
Exons: 12
Coding region: 1-1659 (552 amino acids)
Biological process (GO): regulation of transcription by RNA polymerase II
Cellular component (GO): nucleus
Molecular function (GO): DNA-binding transcription activator activity, RNA polymerase II-specific; RNA polymerase II cis-regulatory region sequence-specific DNA binding
Source: RefSeq, a predicted model, not a curated record